Eutrema salsugineum is the source of this 2852-nucleotide messenger RNA. RefSeq names its product scarecrow-like protein 9. Gene Ontology annotation, biological process: regulation of DNA-templated transcription. The record is from RefSeq and is a predicted model, not a curated record. The coding region runs from base 239 to 2398 and encodes 719 amino acids. NCBI's taxonomy places the organism in Eukaryota, Viridiplantae, Streptophyta, Magnoliopsida, Brassicales, Brassicaceae. Gene Ontology annotation, cellular component: nucleus. The transcript has 2 exons. Gene Ontology annotation, molecular function: sequence-specific DNA binding; DNA-binding transcription factor activity.
AAUUAAAAUGUAAAAUAAACAUUGCAAUAAGAUCAACGGCUACGAUUGCUUUUCCCUACCUUGGAGAAAGACAAUUUUAAUUUUAAAUAUAAAAAACGCAUUUAUUCCGAUUCCUUCUCUUUUCUCUCUCUGGUCCUCCCUCUCUCUAGCCCGUCGUUUACUACUCUCUUCUCCUUCUUCCUGAGUCAUCUUCUUCAACUUCUCAUUCGGAUUCAAAUUUGGUUUUGGAAGAAUCCAUAUGAUUACUGAACAAGGUCUAAACGGGCUUUCGGGUACGAUCAAUCGGACCCGAUUACCCGACCAAUCCGCAUCGUCACUCCCGAAUCAUAGCUUCACUCCGGUACCACUAUUCGACGGCUUCAAUUACAAUCAUCUCUCCGAUCACAGAAACACCGUCGUGACGUCAGCUCCGGAUAAUUUCGUUUUCACUCGAGAAGAAGAUGAUCCGGCCGACGAUUUCGACUUCUCCGAUGCCGUAUUAGGGUACAUUAGCCAGAUGUUGAUGGAGGAAGACAUGGAGGAUAAAGCCUGUAUGCUACAGGAGUCUCUCGAUCUCGAAGCCGCAGAGAGAUCGCUCUACGAAGCUAUCGGUAAGAAGUAUCCUCCUUCUCCGGAACCAAAUUUAGCUUUCGUUGAUCGAAACACCGAGAAUCUUGACCACGUUGUCCCCGGGAACUACACCGGUCAUCGUGUUGGCUCAGGCGGGUUUAUCAAGCCUCUGAGUGGUUUCACCUUGGAUUUUCGGAAUCCUCAGAAUCGUUCCUCGGUUCUAAGUGUUCCGCAAUCUUCGUAUAGCGCAUCCAAUGGCUUAGUCACCAUCAAUGGAGAUGGAUUUGAGGAAUCGUCCAACACUUUGUACCCUUCUGGGGAUAAUCAAUCCGUUUGGCUGUUUAGGCGUGGGAUUGAAGAAGCUAGUAGGUUUCUUCCAGAGCAAAACGAGUUGAUUGUGAGUUUCAGAGAGGAGAACAGUAGGAGCAAAGGGCGGAAAAACCCUAACCGCGAUGAGAUUGGUGUGGAAGAAGAGAGAUGUAGCAAACUACCAGCAGUGUUCCCUGAAACCAUUUCGAGAUCAGAUGUGGUGGAUAAGAUCUUGGUUCAUAUCCCAGGAGGAGAGAGCAUGAUCGAGUUUGAUGCGUUGCGUGAAGUCCUGAAGAAAGGAGUGGAAAAGAAGAAAACUUCAGCGCCUCAAGAAGGGAAGAGGCGAGCUAGAGGAAGAGGACGAGGAAGAGGAGGAGGAGGAGGGCAAAGUGGGAAAAGAGAAGUUGUGGAUUUGAGAAGUCUUUUGAUACAUUGUGCUCAAGCUGUUGCAGCUGAUGACCGUAGGUGUGCUGGUCAGUUGCUGAAACAGAUUAGACAACAUUCCACGCCGUUUGGUGAUGGGAACCAGAGGUUGGCUCAUUGUUUUGCUAAUGGUCUCGAGGCACGUUUAGCCGGUACAGGAAGCCAGAUUUACAAAGGGAUUGUGAGUAAACCGAGAUCUGCUGCAGCCGUGCUCAAGGCUCACCAGCUUUACCUCACGUGUUGCCCUUUUAGGAAGCUCUCUUACUUUAUAACCAACAGGACGAUACGUGAACUUGUUGGGAAAUCUCAGCGAGUUCAUGUCAUUGAUUUUGGUAUCUUGUAUGGUUUCCAAUGGCCGACUCUUAUUCACCGGUUUUCGUUACAUGGUUCACCGAGGCUUAGGAUCACAGGGAUUGAGUUUCCGCAGCCAGGGUUUCGUCCGGCUCAGAGGGUUGAAGAAGCUGGUCAGAGGUUAGCAGCGUAUGCUAAGGAGUUUGGUGUGCCAUUUGAGUAUAAAGCAAUCGCUAAGAAGUGGGAUGCCAUUCAGCUUGAAGAUCUUGAUAUCGAUAAAGAUGAGAUUAUCGUUGUUAAUUGCCUGUAUAGAGCUGAGAACUUGCAUGACGAGUCGGUCAAAGUAGAAAGCUGUAGAGACGCUGUUCUCAAUCUGAUCGGGAAGAUCAAUCCUGAUCUUUUUGUAUUUGGCAUUGUGAAUGGUGCCUACAACGCACCGUUCUUCGUGACGAGGUUUCGUGAGGCUCUAUUUCAUUUCUCCUCGAUUUUCGACAUGCUUGAGACAAUUGUCCCACGGGAAGACGAAGAGAGGAUGUUUCUUGAGAUGGAGGUCUUUGGGAGAGAGGCACUGAAUGUGAUUGCCUGCGAAGGCUGGGAGAGAGUGGAGAGGCCUGAGACGUAUAAGCAGUGGCAUGUCAGAGCUAUGAGGUCAGGGUUGGUGCAAGUUUCAUUUGACCCGAGUAUUAUGAAGACAGCGCUGCAAAAGGUCAACACUUUCUACCACAAGGAUUUUGUGAUCGAUCAAGAUAACCGGUGGCUCUUGCAAGGCUGGAAGGGAAGAACCGUCAUGGCUCUUUCUGUUUGGAAAUCAGCUUCCAAGGCUUGAUUGCUAAUGAUAGCAUACGCGAGUCUGUAUCUCCUUUUUGUCUCUCCUGUUAUUUCCAGACACAGAAUUACAGAUGAAAGACGAGAGUGCUGCGUCCGAAGAAUUUCUUAAUAGAUGAUAAUAUGCCACGUUUUAUGAUUUUCUCAGCUAGGUUCUCCUAACGUUAUUUUUGUAGCUAGGGAUGAUCAGAGAGUUUGUAUAUUUUGCUAGCUGAGUUAACUUAUCUAGGUUGUAUAACACAUAUAUAGAGGAAGCAUAGAGGAAACUGUGGUUUUGAAAGGAGGUUUUUACUUCUCCAAUGUACACACGAGGACCAAUGCUACAUUGAAAUAAGAUGUUUUUACUCCUUUAUAUUUGCUAUACUACUACUUCUGGAAAACUCUUUAGCUUGGAAUCUGAGCUUCUAGUCAUUAGUUGUGGUCCCUCAUUGCUAUUUCUAGUUUUGAUGAUCUCU